UCUUCUAUAAAUGCUCCCACAUUCAUCUCUUUCUGUCACCACCCUCUUCUUCUUUCUGCACCAUCAGUUUGCACAAUAUAUUGAAGAGCUUUCUGGUUUAUGUUAGCUUCCAACAAUGGCUGUUGUGACUGCUAAGCUACUAUCUGCUUUCAUCAUUGCCCUCAUUGCCAUUUCCAUGCUUCAAACAAUGGUUGUGGCAUCCCAUGGACAUGGAGGUCACCACUACUAUGACAAGAAAAAAUUUGGACCUGGAAGUCUCAAGAACUACCAAUGCCCUUCGCAAUGCACAAGGAGGUGUAGCAGGACCCAGUACCACAAGCCCUGCAUGUUUUUCUGUCAGAAGUGUUGUAUGAAGUGCCUGUGUGUCCCACCGGGGUAUUAUGGGAAUAAAGCAGUGUGCCCUUGCUACAACAACUGGAAGACCAAGAGAGGAGGACCCAAGUGCCCUUAACCUCUUCUUCCAUCAAAUUAACAACAAAGUUAUAUAGCUUUAAUUUCCAUAAAAUGUAAUGUCUCGAUUAUUCAAAAGAUAAAAUUUUGAAUGUAAUUUUAAUGUGUUUACUUCAAUAAUUAAUCUACAUCAGCUUUCAUGGUUAAUCUUUGACAUAGAUGGAAACUGAAUUGAAAUUUU
Molecule: messenger RNA, 631 nt
Organism: Vigna umbellata (rice bean)
Lineage: Eukaryota; Viridiplantae; Streptophyta; Magnoliopsida; Fabales; Fabaceae
Product: gibberellin-regulated protein 4-like
Source: RefSeq, a predicted model, not a curated record